This is a messenger RNA of Caenorhabditis elegans, 1761 nucleotides long. RefSeq names its product Protein XRP2 (gene rpi-2). Gene Ontology annotation, cellular component: periciliary membrane compartment; cytoplasm; ciliary basal body. The transcript is spliced from 6 exons. The record is from RefSeq and is marked reviewed. Gene Ontology annotation, biological process: post-Golgi vesicle-mediated transport. Gene Ontology annotation, molecular function: GTPase activator activity. Lineage: Eukaryota; Metazoa; Nematoda; Chromadorea; Rhabditida; Rhabditidae. The coding region runs from base 18 to 1043 and encodes 341 amino acids.
UGCGGGAGCCUCGAACAAUGAGCUGUUGUUUUUCGAAAAAGCUUUUUGGGCGCCGGUCUAAACGUGAGGAUCGCUACAAGGUCAGCGAGGAUGCGGUGCCGAAACCGGAAGAGGGAGGUGAACCUCCAAAGUAUUCGUGGGAUCGUCGAGAAAAAGUUAAUGCCGAAGACUUUACAAUUGCGAAUAUCCAUAACACGACUCUGAAAAAGGAGUCGAAAGAUGGUGGACCACUUCAAAUGGAGAAUUGCACGGACUCAACAAUCCUGUACCUCUACCAAACAUCUCAAGUGAUUAUCGACGAUUGCCGCCAUUGCACCAUCGUGCUCGGCCCAGCGGCGGGCAGCGUUUUCGUGCGUGAUUGCGCGAAUUGCACAAUUUUCACCUCGUGUCAGCAGUUGAGAACACGUGAUUGCACGAGCAUUCGCAUAAGCAUUCUGUGCCCAACUGAGCCAAUUGUGGAGAACUCAAGCGACAUUCACUUCUUCCAUUUGGCAAUGCGGUACCCGGAGCUUAAAGACCAAAUGCACGCUGUCGGACUACGUCCAUUCACAAAUCGAAUCGCGUCGGUGCACGACUUCACUCCGGCCGGGGUCAAUGGAAAAGGCAACUUUCGAGUCACGCCAGAAGUCGUUCAAAUUUCCGACGGCCAAGAGGAGAUUCUUCGGGCCAAGGGCGUAAUCCUCAAGCCGUCUCCGGCGGACUUUAUCCCACGAUUCACCGACACCACUGACCCGGAUCCGACGUUCCUGUACGUGCUCGGCAAAUCAGAGCCUGUUGAUGAGCUCGGUGAUCGCGCGAUCGAACUUCUUCACGCGAUCUACAAGUCGGGGAUGCAGGUCAUGGGCACUUGCGAUCUCGAGACAAGCACCGUCGACUCGAAGUUGGUCCCGUUUGCCGGGCAAGCAGAGCGUAUGAUCCUGUUCCAACUGAAAGGGAACCUCGCCAACCUCGAGUGUGACGUGGAAUUUGACGUGAUGUCCGAGAACGACCUGGUUCCACUUCGCAAUCUUCUCAUUCAUCUGGAGGGAAAGAAAAAUGGAUAAGGAUUAACUUCUCUAAACUCUCCACUUUCUCAGAUCCUCCACCCAAUCCCAAGUAUUCAGAAAUUCGCUUGAGGGACACUUUUAAAAACUUUUUAUUGAAAAUCUGUUGAAAUUUUGUGUUUCUAUGUAACUUUUUCCGAGCCCUCUUCUUAUAUCAUUUUCCAAAACCCCAAAUUCCCAGGUGUCCCAGUUUUGCCGUAGCUAAAACGUGCUUUAUUUACUCAAUCUGAAAAAUUUUGACGCAUAUGUCACCUGAAAAUUAUGUCCUAAAUUUGAUCGAAACCAGGCGUGGGCGGCAAACAAUUUUAAUUCCGGCAAGUCGGCAAAUUGUCGGAAUUGAACACUUUCGGCAAGCCGGCAAAUUACCGAUUUACCUAGUGGUUUUUCACAUUUUUUUGGAAAUUUCAGAAUUUUAAUUUUAAACGGCAAAAUUGUACGCAUCUUAUGAAUGUUCCUACAUUUAUUUUGAAAAGUAUGCAAAUUCUAUGAAAAAGGCACAGUUUUUAGUGUUUCCCUCCUAUGAAUAAUUACUCUAAAAACUUCCGGCAAAUUGAUGUUCGGCAAACCGGCAAGUUGCCGGAAAUUAAAAUUUGCCGAAUUCGCCGGAUGCCAAUUUCCGCCCACGCCUGGUCGAAACUGUCUUCCUUCCCAAUUUUAAAGCUUUUUCUGUAUUUUUUUUUCAAUUUGAACAUUUAAUUUUCCUAGUUUACAUCUAAUU